This is a messenger RNA of Ananas comosus (pineapple), 786 nucleotides long. Its product is annotated as ferredoxin-thioredoxin reductase catalytic chain, chloroplastic. The transcript is spliced from 6 exons. Gene Ontology annotation, molecular function: oxidoreductase activity, acting on iron-sulfur proteins as donors. Bases 104 to 547 code for a protein of 147 amino acids. The record is from RefSeq and is a predicted model, not a curated record. NCBI's taxonomy places the organism in Eukaryota, Viridiplantae, Streptophyta, Magnoliopsida, Poales, Bromeliaceae.
AAAAACUCCAAAGGAAAAAAAAAUAAGGAAAAAAAAAGAAAAAAGAAAAAAUCUACGCGGCCGCGAGAGAGAAUCGGCGACGACAGAUUGCGAAAACUCGGCGAUGAGUUCCCAAACCCUCCUCCUCGGCGCCGCGUUCCCGAGCCCCGCGCUCGCCCUCGCCCCCUCCCGAUCCCGUUCGCGUCGCCUCCGAAUCCGAGCGCAAGUGGAGCCUUCUGAUAAGUCAGUUGAGAUAAUGAGGAAGUUCUCGGAGCAGUAUGCCCGUAAGUCGGGUACCUACUUUUGUAUGGAUAAAGGAGUCACUGCUGUUGUUAUAAAGGGGCUUGCUGAACACAAAGAUUCAAUCGGAGCACCUUUAUGUCCUUGUAGGCAUUACGAUGACAAGGCUGCUGAGGUGGGGCAAGGAUUUUGGAACUGUCCAUGUGUACCCAUGAGGGAAAGGAAGGAAUGUCACUGUAUGCUUUUUCUCACUCCUGAAAAUGAUUUUGCCGGAAAGGAACAGGCCAUCACCUUGGAAGAGAUCAAAGAAGCGACGUCAAAACUCUGAAGUUGUCGCAUUGUUUGUUGAUCUUCACAGAAGCAUCUCCAUAAACAUUAUGUACUCCUACACUCGUAGAGAAAAGGCCUGAAUACUUCUUUCUUCCUCUCCUGUUUCACAAUCGUAAAAGUUACCGAUGCAAAAUUACCCGAGUUGUAAAGUAACAGUUGUAAUAAUACAUUUUAAUGUAGCCUUUUUAUCUCUUCAAUGAGGAAAAGCGAUCGACUAAAUUUUACUUUAUCGAGAUA